This is a messenger RNA of Nelumbo nucifera (sacred lotus), 802 nucleotides long. Its product is annotated as casparian strip membrane protein 1-like. Lineage: Eukaryota; Viridiplantae; Streptophyta; Magnoliopsida; Proteales; Nelumbonaceae. The record is from RefSeq and is a predicted model, not a curated record.
AUGCCGGACUGGCAGGAGCGCUCGAAGUCCAAGUUGGAGGAGCUUCCAUUUCCAAGCCUUCAACCCCAGCACGAGGUGAACAGAGGGAUCUCCGUACUGGACUUCGUUCUGAGACUAGUCGCGGUUGCCGCUACAAUCGGGAGUGCCGUCGCCAUGGGCACGACUAAUGAAACACUUCCUUUCUUUACUCAGUUCAUCCAAUUCAAGGCUCAAUACAAUGACCUCCCUUCAUUCACGUUCUUUGUGAUUGCAAAUGCGGUUGUAAGUGCGUACCUCAUUCUUUCUCUUCCUCUGUCCAUCUACCACAUCGUCAGGACUACUUCAUCCGCAAGAGGGAGUAGGAUAAUCUUGAUCUUCCUUGAUGCGGCGAUGAUGGCGCUACUGACGGCCGGAGCUUCGGCAGCAGCGGCGGUUGUGUACUUAGCACACAAAGGCAAUGCUCGGGCAAAUUGGUUCGCCAUCUGCCAACAAUUCAACUCCUUCUGUGAACGCACCUCUGCAUCUUUGAUAGGUUCCUUCAUCGGAAUAGUCGUGUUUGUGCUACUACUAAUCCUGUUGUCAUUCAUGGCCAUCUCCAGACGUUGAUCGAUUUGGUAGCCCCUUACUUGUCCACGCAUGUUCUCUAGUACGUACUCCGUGUAGUAUGAGUGCAGCUGGAACUGGAAGAAAAAUCUGUGCAACUGUUCUACCUUAUUUCAUACGUUUGUGUUGUUCUUAUCUGUAUUUGUUCAAAAGAUUUUCUUUGCUUGUGGCUGGGAUCGAUUAAUAUGUAAUUUGAUCUAAGUCAUUCCACUAUUAGUGU